UUCUUUGCAAGGACAGCAGGCAAGCAAAACUACCCACUGUUUCACUUCAAUUCUAGUGAAUUUCUCCUACGCAAACCAGUUUCUUACUUUACGCUGAAAUACAAGAAGGCACGGCAUGCUGGAUGAAGCGCUGACGUUGUGGAAGCGAAGCCAGCUCAAAAGAAGUAUUUCAAGUGCCGUGCAGCGCAAGGGCCUGCUAAUGUGUUUUGUGCUACUUGCGGCUGCAACUGCGUCCAAAAGUGUAGGCCAUCAACCAUGUGCAAAAAUUAAAAGCCAGUGCAGGAAUCAGCACACAAGACCGAAUUGUCUGACAAAACAUGGGACGGAAUACUUCCAAUGCUCCCCGAAGAAUCAAGAGUGCCACUUCGCAUGGGGAAGACAUUGUGAAGAUUUUAUUUCGAUUUCCUGUUAUAUUAGGAGAAACUACUGCGAAUGCUUAUGCGAGGUUCGAUCCAACAGCAAGCCGAAGGUUCCACGUCCCGGCAGCCCUAGACUACAAGUUCGCCAAAAUGUUAAUGGAAGACGCCAGUGAUAUCAACAACAGUUACGAGUCUCUAUCUACAAUCUUUCUUCGCAGUCUCAAGUAUGCAUUCUGUCCUGAACAUUCGCAACGUACUUGAAUAACAUAGAGCUGGAAUGUUUGAUGUCUACUCACGUUAAAAGACAGGGCGUGCAGUCACGGAUACAAGAAAGAAGUCAAGACACCAUGAACGCCGACUAACAACUGAAAAGGCACACAGCGGCCACUGUUACAGAACGUCUAAAGAAGUCCGUUUUAUUAACUCCCAGCAUGGUUGCUGAAAGCAACAGUAAAAAACGUGUUGUAGGUAUUCCUUACAUUCAUGUGCAUCCCAUAGGCUAUAGAAAGUGGGAAGUACAUACCGUUGCUUUAAGGGCUCUCAAUAAGCUAGUUAAGAUAUGCGGCGAUGUGCAGAGAAAGAAUGAGCAGGUAAUAGACAGAAGCGGACUGACAUUUGUUUCGUAAAACGCCAACAAAUUCACUGAUUCCCAUGCAGGUGUAGUGUAUAAGGUUCCUUUUAGCUGCAACCGCUUUAAAGUUGAACAUGUAGGCCGUUGUAAACCAGAAAUUAUUGGAACUUAAGAGAUCACUAACCGGAGGCUCACCAGCUAAGUUAGCUUUAGAUUGUCGAGAGUGUAUAUGCACGCCGAAAUUCGUUGAAUGCGCUGUUUUGUAAAGGCACAAGAAUGAAGAAACGCGUCUAGUAGUUGAGGCAUGGCAUAUCAGUAAUAGUGAUAGCGCACGUGUGAGCCAAUCGUCGAUUUACCUGCAUAAAGAAGCCAAAUGCGUGAACUGUCCUCUCUCACGGAGACCCCUACACGUGCCGGAUUGAUAGGUAUCGCCUCUUCGUUGGGAAUGCGCAGAUGAGGUUUCGUGCCUACUUUGUUUUCCACCACUGUGGGCCUUUUAGAUGCGAAGUAUCUUAAGGCGGAGCUCA
Molecule: messenger RNA, 1457 nt
Organism: Rhipicephalus sanguineus (brown dog tick)
Lineage: Eukaryota; Metazoa; Arthropoda; Arachnida; Ixodida; Ixodidae
Exons: 6
Coding region: 116-532 (138 amino acids)
Source: RefSeq, a predicted model, not a curated record